AAAAACUUAAUCAGAACAGGAAACAGCUCAGAGACAACUUCAAGUCACUAUACACACGAUUUAUAGAUCAAAAUUGCUUUCAUUACCCUGUCCCAUUUCCCUCUUCUUUUCUCAUAUUCUCCAACCCUUUACAAGAUGAAGUUCCAAAAGAUUGAGCUUCUCUUUGGGAACAAAACCCCAACACAAAUGCUCCCAAAAGUGACUUUACUUGCAAUCUUAGCCAUACUUAUAUUUGCUAUCACCCCAAUGUGUUAUCCUUUGAGUUACUCUUCACUCUUGAAGAUCAAUAAAUAUAAGCAGCCUUCAACUACAUAUGAUGGGACAGAAAGCUUGCCUUCAACAUCUGUGAAGAAGUGUGACAUUUUCAGUGGGGAAUGGGUGCCGAAUCCAAAGGCACCAUAUUACACAAACACAACAUGUUGGGCAAUUCAUGAGCACCAAAAUUGUAUGAAGUAUGGGAGACCUGAUUCUGAGUUCAUGAAGUGGAGGUGGAAGCCAAAUGAGUGUGAACUCCCCAUAUUCAACCCCUUUCAUUUCCUAGAAAUUAUGAGGGGGAAAUCUAUGGCUUUUGUUGGAGACUCAGUAGGAAGAAAUCAUAUGCAGUCUUUGAUUUGCCUCCUUUCAAGGGUGGAAUGGCCCAUAGAUGUUUCACCCACAACAAAUGACUAUUUCAGGCAAUGGAAGUACCCAAGUUAUAACUUCACCGUAGCAGCUUUUUGGACACCCUAUUUGGUGAAAUCUAAAAUGGUAGAUUCAAUUGGACCUAGUCACAAUGGCCUAUUUAACCUUCACCUUGAUCAAGUUGAUGUGACAUGGGCAACCCAAAUUAAGAAGUUUGACUAUAUCAUCAUGAAUGCGGGGCAUUGGUUUUUUCGUCCAAUGAUAUUUUAUGAGAAACAAAAUAUUGUUGGAUGUUGUGACUGUCUGUUAAAAAAUGUCACUGACUUAACCACGUACUAUGGCUACAGACAAGUUUUUAGGACUGCAUUUAAAGCCAUCAAUAGUUUACAAAACUUCAAGGGAAUAACAUUUCUUAGAACAUUUGCACCAUCUCAUUUUGAGAAUGGGACGUGGAACAAAGGUGGACACUGCGUGAGAACUAAGCCAUUUAAGAGCAAUGAGAUACGAUUAGAAGGUACUAAUUUGGAGUUAUAUAUGAUCCAAUUGGAGGAGUUCAAAAUUGCAAAGAAGGAAGGUAGAAAGAAGGGUUUGGAAUUUAGGUUGUUUGACACCACACAAGCAAUGUUAUUAAGACCAGAUGGCCACCCAAGUAGAUAUGGGCAUUGGCCACAUGAAAAAGUGACACUUUAUAACGACUGUGUGCACUGGUGCUUGCCUGGACCCAUAGACACAUGGAAUGAUUUUCUACUAGAAAUGCUGAAGAUGGAGGACAUGAAAUUUACUAGAAGUGAAAGAGAUCAUGUGCAAACAAAUUGACAAUUUAUUAUAUGUAUAAUUAUCCUUUGUAUGUCUAAUUAUUUUUUGAAACCAUCACAUGCAAAAUAAUUAUCUCCCUACGUAUCACAAAAGUGAAGACUAGUGGAAGCUUAAUUAAAUUGAUGUAAUUCUCGUAA
Glycine soja is the source of this 1574-nucleotide messenger RNA. Its product is annotated as protein trichome birefringence-like 19. The record is from RefSeq and is a predicted model, not a curated record. Gene Ontology annotation, cellular component: Golgi apparatus. Lineage: Eukaryota; Viridiplantae; Streptophyta; Magnoliopsida; Fabales; Fabaceae. Gene Ontology annotation, molecular function: O-acetyltransferase activity. Bases 136 to 1437 code for a protein of 433 amino acids. The transcript is spliced from 2 exons.